ACACGCGGAUCGAUAUGCGAAACUAAAAAGUUUGAACUUUUUUUUAUAUUUCUACAUCUAGAUUUGAGCCAUCUGUUGCUUUAUCCUUUUAGCGUUUUUUGUUUUUUUUUUUGAGUAACAGUGUUUUAUAGUUAAAAGACCAAAAAAAGGAAAAAAAAAGGUAGAUUCUUUUAUGAUGUUGAUGUUUUCAAACGCUAAGUCUGUUGUUUUGAAGUCAUAGUCGUUUCGGUCACAUUGUUUCUUCACUAGAUUGCAAAGAAUGAGGAUAAAGAAUUUUAUGCUGAAAUAUGCUGUGAUGUGUAUUUUUUCUUUUGUGGCCGUAGAAUUUCUGGCUUCUCGAAUCCUUAGUUUUACUUGUGUGAGGACGAACUUUAACGAGUUAAAACCAAAUGCGCUUAAUGUUAAAAGAGUUAAUAGUAGUGUUCUGUUGGAUAGUAUCAAGAGAAGGACUUAUUUCACUCUACCGCCAAAGCAGCCCGCAGAGCUGUGUGUCCAAACAGAGAAGCGAAGUCUUCGACUUUCUAGGGAUGUUCUGGACAGAGUCUUAGAUGAAGGGUUCGGUGUUCGGGAUAGCUCUUUGAUAGGAGAGGAUAUAGAGUUAGAACCAGGGGAUGUCCCCACCGUGGCUCAUUAUGUGUGGUGUGGUAGUAAGAUGUUCAUGUUUGAGGACUACCUUGGCUUGCUGAGUGUGGUGCGCGUGGCUAAGCCCUUGAAGAUCGUGUUCCACUACAACUCUGUCCCCAGCGACCCCACCCGUUACCACACGUGGUUUGAAGAGAUGUCUCAGUCUCUGCCAAACCUGGUCAUGCAGCACACGGACAGGGUUCUGGGGUGCAACUCCACCGACGCCCUGGACUACGCCCUGGAGCAGCUCGCCGCCAGCUCCCACGGAGGGCUGUACUUUGGUGAAAGGGCCGUGCUGACGUACGUCCCCGCCCAGUGGAAGGUCGUGGACCGUAUCACGUAUACUCUCCCAGGGGCCCGCAGCAGCGAGCAGAAGAUCGUGUUCGUCCGGACAGGCAUCACGGACAAGGACACGACCCUCGAGAAGUUCAAAUCUGACGUCAUCAACGCGUCAUACGAAUGCGUGUCGUCGGAAAGGUUGAACGAGGCGAUGCGAAGCUCUUUGAAGUCCGAGUCUCUCUCUCCUUGCCUUGCUCUCACGGGUCCCCUGUAUCCAGAACACAUACUCAACGACAGCUCGCCUUUUGGGAAACUUGCUCGGAUGUUAUAUUAUGGAAAAUCGGAAAACCUUAACGCUGUGCAAACUCAGAACCCAGACGAGGUGAUCCCGUCCAUCAGUCACUUCAUUACAUUGGAUGGUGAGGACAACAAAGUGGUCAACUGGACAUUUAGCAACUACGCCAGCAUUCUGUCAGCGCUUUACAUUGGCGGAUUUCAAAGAGUCUAUGUCCAUGGGAACCAGAUACCUGCAGGUGAAUGGUGGGAUCGCUUAUCCCAGGAAAACGUCAGGUUUAUUCGUAUAGACAGAGCGGACACAGUCUUCAUGAACAGAGUGAAGGUAUUAGCUCACCAGUCAGACAUACUGCGCUCUUACAUCUUGUUAAAAUAUGGCGGGGUCUACCAGGACAAAGAUGUUUUCUGGACAAGCCCGCCCCCCGAUCACGUGAUGAGGUACCCCGCUGUCAUUUGCUACGACUGGCCCUGGUAUGACGUGUGGCCCCGCAGUAUCAACUUGGGCAUCAUGAUGGCGAGGCGUGGCUCCACCUUCCUGAGGAGGUUUCUCGAUCAUCUUUGGUACCACGAAGAUUCUUCUUGGGGUUUCAAUGGGAUCAUGAUGCCAUACAAAAUCUACGAGAGACAUCCUGACACUGCGUAUAUCUACACACGUCUGCAGGUCAUUUGCUUUUACAACAUCUGUCACCCAGCCUGGCAUAAGGAUUACUUGAGAAAGUUUGAUGAUUCAAUGAAACCCACUCAACCGUUUAAUUUUAAUGAUACAUUGACUUUGCACUUCACUGUACCAAAGAUUCUGCCCAACACAACUUUUGAGACCAUCCGAAAGGGAAGUGACGUAUUCGCCAAAUUUGGACAGUUUUUGAUAGAGAAGCUGGAAAAAGCGGGAAAGUGGCAUCUUCUAGAUAGAAAACUUUAGUACUUAGUUGACAAACGUAGUUUCAGCAAAAGUCAAAAUGAAAACAAAAUUAUUGGAACUUUUAUUUGAUUAAUUUUAAAACAAGCAUCAUGUGAAUUUUUUUCUUAACGAAACAAAGCAAAACCAAGAAAAAAGUUGUUUUUUUUCUAUUUAACUGACACAUCUAAUGCUCAAGAAACCUUUUUAAUUGUAUAGGGACAUUGGGGUUUUAUAAAGUAUAAAAGAGUUAUGUAUGGUUUAUUUAAUAGAAAUAAUCCAUAUUUUUAUAUAGCUGUAGCAUCAAUAAUAGUUCAGGCAUCCAUUAGAGCUUGGUGGAUUAAAAUUAGUAUUCCUAGUCUGCACCAGGAUUCAAACCUGCACCCCUGGUUUGGAAGCGAGGUGCUUUACCACUUAGCCACCGCGUGUCCUAGAUCAAUAGUACUUCAGUUUAAUAGUUUUUUUAAUAAAUCAACUUUAAAUGACAACAGAAACAUUGUAGUCAGAAAGAAAGGAGUUUCAUAUACUUUCUGACCAGUGGCUUAGCUAAGGAUUUGGGGGCCGUGGAUUGGGCUUGAUCUCUUUAGGGGCCCCUGCAUUUGACAUUUGACAUUAUGCCAUGAGAUAAUGACGUAAUAAUGAAUGUCAAAACAAAAUGUCGGACACUCAUGUGGAGACCCGGAGGGGGGGGGGUAUUCUCAAAAUAGGACCACCCUUCUCCACCUUAGCAACGCCACUGUUUCUGACUGAACGGCAAAUCAAGGUAGAUAGUACAGAUGUUAAUUAUAGCGUUUUGAAUUACAGGCAUAUACAUGAUUUCGGAGAGAGUCUAGGAAGAUAAAGAGCAAAAUGAUGGAUUAUUGCAAUUUGUUAAAAAGAGUGAGAGAGUAAUGGCUGUGACAUCGCCAUUGUGGUUCAUUUUGUCGAUUUUCGUAGGGAAAAGAAGGAAAAUGAUAUUGUUUCUAUAGCUGGAGAGACUAUUGAAAUAGUGCAAACCUUUAAAUACCUUGGUACUAUUCUAGACAAUAAACCAAAAUUUACUGCAAAUACUGAUUAUAUCAGCAUAAAGGGCAGCAAAGAUUACGAUUACUAAGAAAACUGUCCUCGUUUAAUGUUAGCGAAAAGGCCUUGGCUAUGUUUUAUCACGCUCACAUCUGCAGUAUUUUAAGUUUCAAUAUCACUGCCUGAUAUUGCAAUCUGAGCAUUAAAAAGAAAAAUAAACUAUAUAGAAUCCUAAAUGCUGCUGGUAAAAUCAUUGGCAAAAAACAAACCCCAUUUGGGCAGUUGUUUGAGACGAACAUCUAUAAAAAAAAAAGCUAACAAGAUCCUCGAAAUAAAGAAUCACCCUUUGUGUCAGGAUUCUUCUUUUUCCUAUGUUACCAAUUAUGUCUAUGUUACUAUGUUUAUCUAUGGUUAGUACCAUAUGUCUAUGGUACUAUAUAUGUCUAUGUUACUAAAUAUGUCUAUGUUACUAUACAUAUAUCCCUAUCGUUACUAUAAAAAUCUGUUACAAUAUAUGUCUUUGUAACUAUAUAUGUCUAUGUCACUAUGUAUGUCUAUGUUACUAUAUAUGUCUAUGUUACUAUGUUUAUUUAUGUUACUGUAUGUUACUAUAUAUGUCUACGUUAAGAUAUUUUAUUGCUUAAAGAAUGUUGACCGGAUCUAAAAACUUGAAAUGUAAACAAAGAACAGAUAACCGUAAUUUAAGAUUAUCGUGAACAUCCCAAAUAUUCAAGCACUUGACUACCAACAUCUGUCAUCAUCAGCUGGGGGAAACAACUCAAUCGUUCUCCCAAAUCUAAACGCAGUCCCAUGCAAAGAUAGACACUUGUUUCUACUUUAGAACUCUUUUGCAUUUAUGUAGCACAGAUGUGCUCCUUCUUUCUUUAUUCUGUUUUACAUACAUGAAAUAAUAAUGUUCUGUUUUUUAAAUAUUGGAAAUUUACAUAGAUGGCGGAAAAUCUAAAAGGUGUAUUCGAUGUACAACAUAAAGGUUGUGUUGAUA
Biomphalaria glabrata is the source of this 4097-nucleotide messenger RNA. RefSeq lists its product as uncharacterized. NCBI's taxonomy places the organism in Eukaryota, Metazoa, Mollusca, Gastropoda, Planorbidae. The record is from RefSeq and is a predicted model, not a curated record. The transcript has 8 exons. The coding region runs from base 260 to 2116 and encodes 618 amino acids.